Engraulis encrasicolus (European anchovy) is the source of this 1289-nucleotide messenger RNA. RefSeq names its product transmembrane protein 107 (gene tmem107). The transcript has 7 exons. NCBI's taxonomy places the organism in Eukaryota, Metazoa, Chordata, Actinopteri, Clupeiformes, Engraulidae. Gene Ontology annotation, biological process: non-motile cilium assembly; protein localization to ciliary transition zone. The record is from RefSeq and is a predicted model, not a curated record. Gene Ontology annotation, cellular component: MKS complex. Bases 471 to 851 code for a protein of 126 amino acids.
UAUCGUCUCAGCCUGGCUUCAUGGAAUGUGUGAAGAAAAAGGCUUCGAAUGGACCUUCUUUCGACAGUACACCGUUAUAGCCAGCCAUAAUUUGAAUCGUCAUCAUUUGCAGAGCCGUUUAUAGAGAUAUAAUACGGCUCUGAUCAUUUGUAGGCGACUUUUAUUUUGAAGACGACGUUCAAACGGGUAUCAGUGGCAGCUUCUUAGCAACGCGUCUCUCUCUCUCUGUAUGGAUAUUCCUCUUGGCGUACUACCAUCUAGUUGCAAACAGACGGAUAACAGUCUUUUAGAUUAUUUGAAUGGACCAUUAACCUUUUUAUUUUUAUCUCCCAUUGCAAGCCGGUUUACACAAAGUGUGGUAGUAGUUGACUGACGCGUUACAUCGUAUCAUCGUAGCAAAAGGUAUUGCAGGAGUUAUGUCUUGAUAUCUUUCUGGUGAGGCUGAUACAACCUUCUUUGAGGCCAGCGACAUGUCGGUGAUCAGCAGCCUUGUUCCCGCGCGGUUCCUCACUCUAACAGCUCAUCUCGUCAUUGUUAUUACAAUUUUUUGGUCAAGGGAAAAUAAUGUGAAGGCCAGUCUGCCCUUGGAGUUCACAGAAGAGGAGUAUAAUGAGCAGGACUUGAGGUUGGUGAUAGCGUUGUCUGUCACAAUUGGCCUGUUCUUUGUCGAGCUGGCUGGAUUCUUCUCCGGCGUGUCCAUGUUUAACAGCAGCCAAGGCCUCCUGUCCAUCGGGUGCCACGCCAGUGCAUCAGUAUCCCUGAUCUUUUUUCUCUUUGAGCAGUGGACCUAUGACAUCUAUUGGUGGAUCUUUGCCUUCUGCAGAAGUGGCAGUGUUGGACCUACUGGUUGAUUUUUGCAUUUUGCAGUGUGCUUCCAGCCCUUGUGGAGUUUGUGCUCUUCAUUGCGGUGUUUGGUCUGAAGAAGAAGCCCCUCUGAACAGCAGUUACAGCUACAAGCUGAUCAGCAGCUUUUUUUUUUUUUUUUACAUUAAUAUUACACUUAACUAACAAUUUUAUCUAAACCCACUUACAGUUACUGUUACAUUUACUAACAGUCCCUGGAGCAAUGUGGGGCUGCGCCCAUGGCGGCUGUGUACAGGGGCCAUGACAACUGCUGUGUGUGUGUGUGUGUGUGUGUGUGUGUGUGUGUGUGUGUGUGUGUCAGUUUUCACACUGGCAAUUUUUUAGUACCUUACAAAAUAAUGUAUUUUUGUGAUUUUAUGUAGGCCUAGAAUGAUUUCCUUUUUUAAAACUUUCUUUUGAUGUUUCAAUAAACACUUUUAAUGAAA